UCUGUAACCAGCCACUGAUCAGUGUCUAGACCUGACAGAUAUCCUAGACAUUUUAUUAGUGCUUAUGUGUGCUGUGUCAAAUACUGCUCAGGCUCAUUUUGGCGAAGGAACAAAGUUGACUGUACUUGAUCCUGAUGUUACCAUCACAGAACCAACUUUAAAAAUUCUAAAUACGACCCGCUGUAAGGAAAAGGUCACUCUUGUGUGUGUGGCAGAAAACUUCUACCCAGACCAUGUCAGCAUCAAAUGGACACUUGGAGACAAAGAAAUAACAGAAGAUGUAGCGACAGACCCUUAUGCCACCAAAGAUGAAAACACAAAAAUGUUCAACAUAUCCAGCAGACUUAAAGUCUCUAAAAAAGAAUUCACACCAAAAAACACAUUCAGAUGUACAGUGACCUUCAACAAUUCAACACACGUUUCUGAAAAAACAGUUUAUAUCACUGGAACUGGAGGGGGUGAAUAUGAACCAGAAGACUAUUUAAAAUCAUCGCAGACGAUGAAGCUGGCAUACGGUGUGUUCAUUGCUAAGAGUGCACUGUAUGGCCUUGUCAUCUUUGUGUUCGUGUGGAGAAAGGGUUCAUCUGGAAAAUGAAUGAACUAAACAUCUGGAUUGUUGGAGUUUUCAAGAAAACUUCAUUUACUCCAACCAGAAGAGAUGCUGUUUAUAUAACUGAAGAGUCUAUUUUAUUUUAUUUUAUUUUAUUUUAUUUUAUUUUAUUUUUCUUUUAUUUUAUUUUAUUUUAUUUUAUUUUAUUUUAUUUUAUUUUAUUUUAUUUUAUUAUUUCAUUUUAUUUUAUUUUAUUUUAUUUUAUUUUAUUUUAUUUUAUUUUAUUUAUUUUAGUUUAGUUUAGUUUUGUUUAUUUCUCUCCUUCUGUUCUUUUCUGAGUGUUUAUACCAAUGAAAGCCUGCAGAUACUUCAGAUCAGAUUAAUCAUAAAAUCUACUUUUUGAAUAUAUAUUAUUCUUUUGCUUGUUUCCUUGCUACUGUAUUUACUGUUAAUUUUAUUGAUUUA
Molecule: messenger RNA, 1015 nt
Organism: Cyprinus carpio (common carp)
Lineage: Eukaryota; Metazoa; Chordata; Actinopteri; Cypriniformes; Cyprinidae
Product: T cell receptor beta chain MC.7.G5-like
Exons: 5
Coding region: 65-595 (176 amino acids)
Source: RefSeq, a predicted model, not a curated record